AUGACUGGAAGUGGAGACAUCAGCCUUCCAUUCCCAGCGGUGACAAUGGUGGGCAGGUCUGUAUCUAUAUCAGCUGCCCUGGACAAGCAUCCCGACUCUGUGAAAGUGGCAGGUCACCAUCUUAGCAGCCAGAGGCGCCCUCUGACUCAAUGGCGCCUCCCACUGUUGGAAAUAAUACAUGGGAGUGUGGAUGUGAACUUUGACCUUGUACUGUCAUUAGAUGAAAAUGUUACUUUGAGUGAAACCAAAGAAGAAUUUGCUAAUUCCUUAAACAGGAGUACAGAGUUUGACAUAGAUAUUACAAACACUAAUAUAGCAGAGAGGGACAGCUGCCAACCUGAGAUCAAUGAUUGUUCUGGUAAUGGGACUUGUAUAAGACAGAACUCAACUUACACUUGUCAGUGCAAUGCUGGAUUCAAUGAUACAAGCCCUGAUACACCAGGAAGGAUCUGUGAAGACAUUGACGAGUGUCAGACGGGGAAUAACACAUGCUCUGCAUUAGCCACCUGUACAAACACUCCAGGGAAUUUCACGUGUAGCUGUUUAGCGGGAACGACGGACACCAAUCCGGCAAAUCCAGGGACACAGUGCAUAGACAUUGACGAGUGUCAGACGGGGAACAACACAUGCUCUGCAUUAGCCACCUGUACAAACACUCCAGGGAAUUUCACGUGUAGCUGUUUAGCGGGAACGACAGAUAACAACCCGGCAAAUCCAGGAACACAGUGUACAGAUAUUGACGAGUGUCAGACUGGGAACAACACAUGCUCUGAUUUAGCUGUCUGCAGGAACACUCCAGGGAAUUUCACUUGUAGCUGCUUCCAGGGAAUUAUCGAUAACAAUCCAGCAAACCUGGGAACACAGUGCAGAGAUCCCAAUAUCUGUUUCCUCAACAGUGGAAAUAUUUGUGCUUUGUCAGACUGCAUGGUGUCCAAAGUCAGCAACUGCAAUAACAAAAUUGCUUUCAGAAUGCAGGUGAUAUUGCGAUCGAGAGUAUUCUCCAAUGACCUGAAAAAUCCUGCGAGUGAAGCCUACAGGAACCUGUCUGACAGUUUUAUAAACACAGUUGUGCCAAGAACUCAGACCAAUCUCGAUGAUCGUAGUUUUAAUAUCUUCAUCGUUGGCUUCCAAAGAGGAAGUGUAGUGGUAAAUUUCCUGGCUGUGGUGAAUGACACCUCAACAGUUAACAGAAGCAGCCUGCUCACUGCUGUUGGCGCUGCAAUUAAAGCACUGGAUAGUAAUAGUUCAGUCACCAUAACGGAGAGGGACAGAUGCCAGUCAGGGCUGAACGACUGUUCAGGUAAUGGAACUUGUAUACAACAGAAUGCAACUUUCACUUGUCAGUGCAAUGCUGGGUUCAAUGACACAAGACCGAAUACACCAGGAAGGAUCUGUGAAGACAUUGACGAGUGUCAGACGGGGAGCAACACAUGCUCUGCAUUAGCCACCUGCACAAACACUCCAGGGAAUUUCAUGUGUAACUGUUUAGCGGGAACGAUAGAUACCAAUCCAGCAAACCCAGGAACACAGUGCACAGACAUUGACGAGUGUCAAACGGGGAACAACACAUGCUCUGCAUUAGCCACCUGUACAAACACUCCACGGAAUUUCACGUGUAGCUGUUUAGCGGGAACGACGGACACCAAUCCGGCAAAUCCAGGAACACAGUGCAAUGACAUUGACGAGUGUCAGACGGGGAACAACACAUGCUCUGCAUUAGCCACCUGUACAAACACUCCAGGGAAUUUCACGUGUAGCUGUUUAGUGGGAACGACAGAUAACAACCCGGUAAAUCCAGGAACACAGUGUACAGAUAUUGACGAGUGUCAGACUGGGAACAACACAUGCUCUGAUUUAGCUGUCUGCAGGAACACUCCAGGGAAUUUCACUUGUAGCUGCUUCCAGGGAAUUAUCGAUAACAAUCCAGCAAACCCGGGAACACAGUGCAGAGAUCCCAAUAUCUGUUUCCUCAACAGCGGAAGUAUUUGUACUUUGUCGGACUGCAUGGUGUCUACAGUCAGUAACUGCAAUAACAAAAUUGGAUUCAGAAUGCGGGUGAUAUUGCGAUCGAGAGUAUUCUCCAAUGACCUGAAAAAUCCUGCGAGUGAAGCCUACAGGAACCUGUUUGACAGUUUGAUAAACACAGUUGUGCCAAGAACUCAGACCAAUCUCGAUGAUCGUAGCUUUAACAUCUUCAUUGUUGGCUUCCAAAGAGGAAGUGUAGUGGUAAAUUUCCUGGCUGUGGUGAAUGACACCUCAACAGUAAACAGAAGCAGCCUGCUCACUGCUGUUGACACUGCAAUUAAAGCACUGGAUAGUAAUAGUUCAGUCACCAUAACGGGUUCAACACAACUUACAACUGAGGCUCCUAUCCAGACACAGACUGUCCCGACCGUGCAAUCGAAUCCUGGGACUGAAAAUCCUGGAUGGAGAGUGGCAGUGAUUGUUUUGGGAUCUGUUCUCGGUGUAGCUCUGCUCACAAUACUGGCAGUAGUGCUGGCGCUGAUGUACACAAAGAAAAAAUCCAGGAGAUAUAGCAUAGAAACAUCAGACAUUGUACGACAAAUCAACUAUUCAAAUCUAUAAAUGCAUCCAUAAACCUCAAUGAAGGAAUGUUGGCCAGUUUACUAAUUUUCCCAGGAUUUGGAUGCAACACAUGCAACUUAAUUUUCUGGAACAUCUGAACCUUACGCAGGAUAAGUGUUGCAAAAAUAUGAGCUUGCCUUUAUAUUAAUGUUAAAAAAAGAGUAUUUAAUCGAAUCUAAUGAUUGGUGGCAGAAUGUGUUUAACAAUAUAUACAUUAAUUAAUGAUGAGCAAUACCUUAUAGUCCUUAACAUGUCUUGUGCGAUUCUCAGUUCUCAGAUUUGUAGAUCAUUUAUCUCAUUGGGAUUUCUGAUCCUCAAGUGACAGAAACCAAUACAUACAUAUGUGUUCUGCUUGAAGCUGUACCAGACAGGUGCAUUGUCUGGUUUGGCACUGAACCGCACUAUUGUCAGCCAGUUCCCACAUUCAGCCUUGGGAGAAUCAUAGAACUUUAUGGCACAGCAAGAGGCCAUUCGGCCCAUUGUGUCUGCACUGGUAUGAGGUGAGCUUGCUGAUCUGAUUCAACAUGAUGACAGUGAUAGUACAAAUAUCCCCCGAGCCUUUGGACAGUGAGGAUGUGAUCAGGAUACUGCUUGACUGGUGUUACCAGUAAGUGAAGUAGCCUGGAAUCUGCAUUUAUGAAUGAAAAAUGGCCACUUAGUUGAGAUGUGGAAGGGCUUCCCCAUGCUCAGGAGGUAAGUGGAGAAAAAUACAAGGAACAGACGAUGUAGGAACACUCAAAUUGGGAGCACAAAUAGGCCAUUUGGCCCCUCAAGCCUGCUUUGCCUUUCAAUGAAAGCGCUGUUGAUCUGUUUAUGUUUUGAAUUCACCAUUCCUCUACCCCGAUACCCCUUGACUGCCUUGCCGUAAUAAAAAUCUGUCCACAUCCGCCCGGACACAAAACAAAAUUCAAAGGGUCCAUCUCUACCUCCCUCCGGGGAAAAGAGUUCCAAAGUCACACAAGCUUCUGAGAGAAAAACGUAGAAAGGAAACCUGCCAGCAAUCACAAAUUUAUUGUAACAGGGUUGUUUUGGGCAGAUUCUUGCUGAAUUAUUUUGUUGAAGAAUUAUUCUUUAUAUGCGGAUUGAGUCUUCUGAUGUUGAAAGAAAUAGUUUAUUUUCUU
Messenger RNA from Hemiscyllium ocellatum (epaulette shark), 3707 nucleotides. RefSeq names its product fibrillin-1-like. The transcript has 18 exons. Lineage: Eukaryota; Metazoa; Chordata; Chondrichthyes; Orectolobiformes; Hemiscylliidae. Gene Ontology annotation, molecular function: calcium ion binding. The record is from RefSeq and is a predicted model, not a curated record. Bases 1 to 2586 code for a protein of 861 amino acids.